This is a messenger RNA of Laccaria bicolor S238N-H82, 774 nucleotides long. RefSeq lists its product as uncharacterized. Gene Ontology annotation, molecular function: protein binding. Lineage: Eukaryota; Fungi; Basidiomycota; Agaricomycetes; Agaricales; Hydnangiaceae. The record is from RefSeq and is a predicted model, not a curated record. The transcript has 3 exons. Bases 1 to 774 code for a protein of 257 amino acids.
AUGCAUCUUCUGCCUUUGGAAUUGCAUAUUCUGGUUCAAAGCUUUCUUGAGCCCCGCGAUAUCAUCUCGCUCAGAAUGACCUCCAAACUCCUAUAUCUGUCUACACAACAACGGACAGUCUGGUUAACUGCCCUACAUCGCGUUUGCGAGGAUCAUGCACUCUUCGAGCCCAGUUUCCCUACGAAAAACAUGUCCACCAAAGAACUUGAAUAUGCUGCUUUGUCCCCUGCUCGCGUUUCGGCUCGGAUGAAGAAAGGCUUGAAUGAAACGAAAAUUGCCCCUUGGAAAGAUCAGCCGUUUCGGGCUUUGUUGUCAGAGAAUCUUAAUCGCGUUACACUUCGAGUUAUCCCCGGAGGCCGAUAUCUACUGACGGGCUCCAUUGGUGUCGGAGUGUCUUUAUGGGACCUUGGGACGAAUCCUACCUCUGAAAUGCCAAAGGUUCCAAUGGCGACUACUAUCGUCAGGAAUAUCGGCCUAAUUGACACGAGCCCAACUUCAGAUGGCCUCGGAAUACUUGUAACGACAUAUUUUGUCGAUGAUGGGUUCUCGACACACAUUAUUGUGUAUGAAAUCUAUCCAUCGGCAGCGCAACCCCAGUUCUGUCGUAAAGGAGAAUUAAAUUUGAAUGGCAUGAAUAUGAUUCACUCUCUGACGGGAUAUCAUUUCGUCUCGCUGGAUCAGAACUGCAUGCUUACGUUCUGGGAUAUCAAAUAUAACAAGUCUUUUACCUGGGAUGCCCCCUUCGAGAUAGAAGAAGUGCGCAACUAUUUCUAG